AUGGCCGAGGGGACGGCGAGGAGGGUGAGGGGUGGCCGGGUGCCACUCUCCGGCCCCACUGCAAGGAGUGCGCAACUCCGUGAGGCGCCGCUCGGUGACGGGCGCGAGGCGGAGUCGGUGCUCGUCGCCGCGACCCUCGCAAAUAGGCAGCUUCAGUUUGCCAGGUCUACCUCGGCGUACUAUGAGAAGAGCAAUGAGAGGCUGGUGCAGGAAAACGAAAAGUUGGAGAGUGAGUUGCAGAAGAAGGAGCAGGACGCCGCUGUGGUUAUGAAGGCGUUUGAGGAGUGCCUGGCGGCGGCGAGGUCCGAGCGGGCACAACUGCGGGGCGACAUGAGUGCGGCACGUGAGUCGGCGCAGCGCGAAGUGGCGGAGGCGAUGGCGGCGAUACAAGACACGUUGGAGGAGCGGGAUUAUCACCUUUCGAGCCUGCAGAAGCGCAUCGAGUGGCUUGAGGGGGAGCUUGCAAGCGUGGGCGCUUUUAGAGAGUCCCGUGACACGCACCAGUGCGAGAUGGAGGCCUUAAAGAAGGCCUACGCGGAUGAGCAGGCAAGCCACGCACGUGACUCACAUACGCUCCGUUUGCAGUUGAUGGAAGAGCGGGUGCGAAUUAGGGCAGAGGAGCAGCUGCUUCGUAAGCGGCACGGGGAUGACGUCCGCAACUUGGCUUUGGGGCUACUCAGUCAAAAGACGCGCGAGGUGCAUGAGGAGAACCAGCAACUCCUGGAGGAGAAGGUAUUUUUGUCGGGAGACGCAAAAGAGGCACGGGAGCAGGCCGACGCCCUCCGGCGCGAAAAUAGUCAGCUGCGACGGAGUGCGGCGCUAGCGCGCUCGACGGAGGUGGCGCUCACCGCGAGUGCCGCGCGGCAGCAGCGGGAAGUGAAACUGCUCAAGGCGCAGAUUGAAGCGACGGAGGAGAACCUCAACGAGGUAGUGGGAGAUUACGAAAGACGAUUGCAGCAACAGGCGAAGGAACACGCCUCUGCGUUACGAGUGUUGACGCAGGAGCGGGAUGCCGCAAAGUGUUCUGCCGAGCGUUUCAGGCGCGAACUUGUGAAGUUGCGGUCACUGUCGCGACAGAUGGUAGAGAGACGCACCGAGUUGGAGAUGUUUUUUUACGAUGCCUUGGCGCAGGUCCGUCGAGAGAAGUUGGAGGAACGCCGGCGAGGCGCACGCUCUAUUGGCUGCCGGCAGACCAACUCAUCUUCCGUGCAGCCAACGACGCCGCGGCUGCGGAAGCGCGAUGGCGAGUUGCUGAUGAUUAGCGAUCGUGGAAUGCGGCUGCCACCGACACCGUCCUCGCGGCUCGACGGUGGUGAGGGCAGCACGCCGUGGCACAACAAGGAAGCGCCAUUUGGUGCUAGGAGUACGAGCACGAAUUCUCUUCCGCUGGUUGCGCUAACAAAGCGAGACUUGAGCAACACUCAGGACAACCGUCUCAUCCCCGCAAAGGAGUGGCACUAUAGCGUGACCGGGGCCCUGCAAACCCGAUUCCCUCCUCUGGCGGAGGAGCCGCUGCUUGCCAAUUCUGACCUCUCUUGUGUUCCUAGUGCCCCCAAGCUGAAGGAUCUCCAGGCGAUCGAGAUCUCAGAGUUGAGUUGGAAGGACAAGGAGCGGGUGUUGCAGAUACUAUUCAAAAAACUCCAGGGGAGAUCCAGUGUCUCAAAUGAAAAUCAAUGUAUAUCAACAGAAGAUGCUGAGUUUUUGCUCUUUGGUGAGGCUGUGAAUCCCGAGACGCAUACGUUUCUCACCGAGUAG
Messenger RNA from Trypanosoma conorhini, 1755 nucleotides. RefSeq lists its product as uncharacterized. Bases 1 to 1755 code for a protein of 584 amino acids. The transcript has a single exon. The record is from RefSeq and is a predicted model, not a curated record. Lineage: Eukaryota; Euglenozoa; Kinetoplastea; Trypanosomatida; Trypanosomatidae.